Molecule: messenger RNA, 1213 nt
Organism: Arabidopsis lyrata subsp. lyrata
Lineage: Eukaryota; Viridiplantae; Streptophyta; Magnoliopsida; Brassicales; Brassicaceae
Product: histone chaperone ASF1
Exons: 2
Coding region: 640-1068 (142 amino acids)
Source: RefSeq, a predicted model, not a curated record
CUAUUAGCUGUCUCUUAUCCAACCCAACGAGUGAGAGAGUAAGUUCGAAAACGAGUAGAAUGUGAAAGCACGCGCCAAAAUGGGGGCGCGUGGGUGAAAUCCGUAUCCAUCUUCAACGGGCUUUAAGAUCCAUUUGAGUCAGUCAGUGAUGGUGAGAAGAAAAAGCGUCAUUCUUACGUUUUUUUUUUUUUAUAAGUAUAUAGUUUCACUCACAGACAGAAGCUAAGAAAAAAAGAGAAGCCUUUUGAAAGCAAUCAACUUUAAUCUUUUCAACGACAAUUUCAACCAACACUAGUACUAAGUUGUUGCUCUUUCUCUUCCUUCCUCCUUGUUCUUCUCUUAGAUCUCUUCCUUUUUACUUGAGUCUUAUCCUUUGGAUUUUUAUUCGAUUCGAUUUCCUCUGUUUUGGUUUUAUCAGUUUUCUUUUAGAAUCUCUCUGAUCUGGCUUUUCCUCUUCUACUAACCUUUGUUGUAGAAACUUGUGAGUUAGAUCGAUUCAAAACCCAAACAUAAAAUUUGUAAAAAGAGAAACCCUUUAUAGGUUUUUUGGGGGUUUUGUCUCCUCAGUCUGACCAAUGGGUUCACAGGUUUCUUGUGUAGUUGCUUGAGGCUUUUGGUUUGCUGGAGUUGAAUAGAGUUAUGAGAAGAGGUAGAGGAAAAGGCAAGAGGCAGAAUGCUACUGCUAGAGAAGAUCGAGGGAGCGGUGAAGAAGAAAAGAUUCCAGCGUUUAGGAGAAGAGGGAGGCCACAGAAGCCGGUGAAAGAUGAAAUCGAAGAAGAAGAAGUAGAGCUAGUGAAGAAGACAGAAGAGGAAGAAGACAAGGAUGAUGAUACAAAUGGUUCUGUAACAAGUAAAGAAGAUGUGACAGCGAAUGGGAGGAAGAGGAAGAAACCAGUAGAGUCUAAAGAGAGCAACCUAACUGAAGAAGAGAAUGGGGUAGGAUCAAAAUCAAGCACAGAAGAUUCGAUGAAAUCAUCAUCGUCUAUUGGGUUUAGGCAGAAUGGGAGCAGAAGGAAGAACAAACCAAGACGAGCUGCUGAAGCUGUUGUUGAAUGUAAUGGGGUUUGAAGAGAGGUUCUUAAAACGCUUCUGAAACCGCCUUUUUGGUGUUUUUUUUUUGUGUUGUUGGAUACUUUUGCUGUUAGAAACCCGAGUUUGAUGCGGGUGCGUUUUAGUUUCAUUACAUGGAAUCAGAAUUUCUAUUUUUCGGAUA